AUGGCCCACAUAUUUUUGAAGCGUUGGGGAUGUAAAGAAUGCGAUUUAUUUUUAAAAAAUAAAGGAAAGGUAUGUUAUCAUUUUAAUUUUUAUAAAAGUGUUCAUAGCAAUGUAGUGAGUAAUAUAAAUAAUGAGAAUGUUAGUAAUGAUAAUAAUAAGAAUGAUUAUAUUGAAAAUUUGAAUAGCUGUUUUGAUAAUAAUUCUGUUAAUAGUUGUAAUAAUAAUGAAAAUAGGAAAAAUAUGAUUUUAUAUAAAUCAUUUAGUUUGUUACAAAAUUGUAAUAUUAGAGAGACUAUAGAUAUUUUAAAUAUAUAUAUAAAAUUAAAAAAUGAGAACAUUGAAUUUUUAAAGAAUAUCUGUUUGAAUUUAUUAAUGAAUAAAGAAAAGAUAAGACAUAUGGAAAUAUUAAUAUUGUUAAAAAAGUUUUCUGUUAUAAAAUGUAAAGAUUAUUAUUUAUUUUGUUAUUUUAAAGAAAUAUUAAUUGAUAAUAUGCAUAUACUUAAUUUUGAAGAAUUAAUAGAUAUAUAUUUUUGUUAUACUAAUUUAAAUUAUUUCGAUUAUAAUUUUUUUUUUUUAAUUGAGAAAAGAAUAUUUCAUAAUUUCCAUAAAAUUGAUGUAAAAAGAUUAAUUAUGUUAAUACAAUGUUUUAAUAAGAAGAGAAUAAUAUCUAGAAAUUAUAUGACUAUAUUAUUAUAUAGUAUAUCAAAGAAUAUGAAUAAUAUGAAUAUAUUUCAGUUAUGUGUACUUUUUUCAUUUUUUAAAAAAUUCCAUAUAAAUAAUACUAUACUUAUUAGUACAUUAAUACAUAGAUUUAAUUGUCAGGUUACUAUAAAUGAAGCAUCUAAAUAUAUAUCUAUCUAUUAUAAUUUCUUAUCUUAUGUUAAAAGAAAAUGUAUCCAAAAUUAUAAAAUGCUAGAAGGAAACAAGGAAUUGUUGAAUAUGAUACAAAGUGCUAAUGAAAUAUUUAUUAAUAAAGAAGAUAUUGUUUAUGCAGAUGUAGUAAAAAAUUUAAAUAACAAAUUAAAUGAUGAUAAUGAUAGAAUGAAUAAUAUAUAUAAUAAUUCUGAUAACAAUGUAUUAUUAUAUUCUAAAGAAUUAAAACAAAUAGAAAAUAAAUAUUUAGCAGAAUCGUAUGAAUUAGAUAAAAUAAGGGAAAAGACAAAUUAUAUUAAAUAUAAUUCUUAUAAUAUGAAUAUGUUAUAUACAAUACAAAAUACAUUGAAAAAUAUUGAAAUGAUAACUAGAAAACAUAUAAAACAUAUGAAUGUUAUGUCAUUGUGUUUAUUAUCAUCUUCUUUAUCUCAUAUUAAUAAUAAUAAUAAUAAUAAUAAAUAUAUGUUAGAACAGAUUGCCGAAUCUCUUGGAAAGAAUUCAACAAAACUAUGUCCGUCAUUAGUAAGUUCUUUUUUAUUAUCAUAUAGUAAAUGUGGUCAUAAACAUGGUCCUUUAAUUUAUUAUUCUCUUGAAUUUUUUUAUAAAUAUUAUAAAUUUUUUGAUAUGAAUGAUAUUGGGUUGUUUUGUAAGGCAUUGCAUCUUUUUUGUAUAAAGGAAAAUGAAUUUAUAGAUAAACUCAAUGAUUAUAUGAUAAAUGAAAGAAAUACAAAUAAUAAUAUUAGUAAUAUGAUAUAUGAUAAUAAUUCUAAUGACAAUGACAGUGACCACAUGGUAUCUAUGCAAAAAUAUUAUAAGAAUGCUGAAGAUGGGGAUCAAAAUGUAGCAUGUGAUGAUAUAAAUAAUUUAUGUUAUCAUAUACAGAAAAAAUUAGACAAUGAUAUGAGUAAAUUAAAUUAUGAAGAAUCUAAUGAUUAUUCACAUAAAGAUAUAUUAAAUGAUAAAAAUAAAGAAAGAAAAAAAAUUAUUGAUAACAAAAAAAUCAUAAGUAAUUAUAAUAAAAUGAAAGAUCAUAACUAUGUUAAUUUUAGUUAUAUUGAUUAUGAAAAUAUAAAAAAAAAAAAUUAUUAUAAAAAUAAUUUAUAUAAUAUAAAUAAUAAUAAUGGAUCCAAAUAUAUAUAUAUAAAUAAUAUUGUAUAUAUAUUAGAAUAUUAUGCAUUUGUAUUAGUUAAUAAUAUAAAUAUAUUAAAAGAUAUAUGUAAUAUAUUUAUAAAGUCAGAACUAAAUUAUAUAUUAUAUUCAAGAAUAUUAUAUGCUUUUUAUAUCUUACAAUUUAAUGAUAAUAUUAUUUAUAAACUUAUAGAUAAAUUUACAUUGCAUCAACCAUUAUAUGAACUUAUGUAUAAAGAAAAACAUAUGUGUAAAAUUUUAGAGGCUCUAAAAUAUUAUUACGACAACAAAUGUGAAAAUAAAAGUCAAAAUCAAAAUGAAAUGGAUGGAAUUUAUUUUUAUGUAUUACCAAAGAAGACAUUUUCUUUUAUUUUUAAUUUUUCAAAGUAUUUCUUAACAUAUAUUUUUUUAAAAAAAAAUGAAAAAAUUCUCAAUUCCUAUAUAUAUCAUAUAAAAAGUCUCCCAUCUUAUAAUGAUCAGUGUAUAUAUCUCCACGUGUCUAGUAAUUUAUUUAAUAAAAGAUAUUAA
Plasmodium gaboni is the source of this 2529-nucleotide messenger RNA. RefSeq lists its product as hypothetical. Lineage: Eukaryota; Apicomplexa; Aconoidasida; Haemosporida; Plasmodiidae. The coding region runs from base 1 to 2529 and encodes 842 amino acids. The transcript has a single exon. The record is from RefSeq and is a predicted model, not a curated record.